AUGCAGUUUCGUCUCUUCUCCUUUGCCCUCAUCAUCCUGAACUGUAUGGAUUACAGCCACUGCCAAGGCAAUCGAUGGAGACGCAGUAAGAGAGCUAGUUAUGUAUCAAAUCCCAUUUGCAAGGGAUGCUUGUCUUGUUCAAAGGACAAUGGGUGCAGCCGAUGUCAACAGAAGUUAUUCUUCUUUCUUCGAAGAGAAGGCAUGCGCCAGUAUGGAGAGUGCCUGCAUUCCUGCCCAUCCGGGUACUAUGGACACCGAGCCCCAGAUAUGAACAGAUGUGCAAGAUGCAGAAUAGAAAACUGUGAUUCUUGCUUUAGCAAAGACUUUUGUACCAAGUGCAAAGUAGGCUUUUAUUUGCAUAGAGGCCGCUGCUUUGAGGAAUGUCCAGAUGGUUUUGCACCAUUAGAUGAAACCAUGGAAUGUGUGGAAGGAUGUGAGGUUGGCCAUUGGAGUGAAUGGGGAACUUGUAGCAGAAAUAAUCGCACAUGUGGAUUUAAGUGGGGUCUGGAAACCAGAACACGGCAAAUUGUUAAAAAGCCAGCAAAAGACACGAUACCAUGUCCAACGAUCGCUGAAUCCAGGAGAUGUAAGAUGGCCGUGAGGCAUUGUCCAGGAGGGAAGAGAGCGCCAAAGGCGAAGGAGAGAAAGAACAAGAAGAAGAAGCUGAUAGAAAGAGCCCAGGAGCAACACAGCGUCUUCCUAGCUACAGACAGAGCUAACCAGUAAAAUAAAAGACACAGGGCGGUGGGGUUUUUUUUGUUUGUUUGUUUUUUGUUUUUUUUGUUGGGGGUUGUUUUUGCAAAAGUGCACAAAGCUACUCUCCACUCCUGGACACUGGUGGGUUGCAUUUGCGCUGCUCGGACCAGUACCUGUUCCCAAUAACAUUGUGAGAGGAGGAGCCAAGAGCGUGGUCUCUGUGUUAUUUAUGCUUUGAUUUGCAUCUGGAGACUUGAAGGCGGAAGCUUGCGACCUGCAGCAGUGGCAGCAGGAGUAAGUGUACAGCAUGUGACUCAGCUCCCUGUGCCCCCAGAGAGAGCCACCCCUGGUCCCACAGAGGGGCAGGAGGUGUGAGGCUGCAGACCCCCCUUGUGCAUAUUUAUGGAAAGACAGCGCUUGGCAGGCAAAGUGCUAUUUCGCUUGUGACCUUUAUUUCUCAUAUUGUUGCAUUUUCAAGGAUCAAGGUAUGUGGAUAUCUGCUUAGUGUUACCACACGUGGUUCUCAACAUCUGUUACCUUCCAACUCUUGUGCACGGAGACUGCUUUUAGCUGGGGUUCCGCUGCAGGAAUUCCCGUUCAGUUUCACAGCAGCUUGGAUGUGUACAUACUCUGCUGGGGCUACAUAUAAACCUCUUAUUUACUGUAUUUAUGCUUUCUUCUGUGCAACAAGUCAUACCUGAUUAAUAUUAUGUCACUUUGUUUCUAGUGGUUCCUAACCAUUGUCUGGUAAAUGACUGUUCUAGUUUUGCGAAUUGAUGAAUGUUUUUCUGCCCCUUGAAACUUAACUUUUCUUUUCUUUGUGGGCUUAUUUCUCAUUGUAAGGAUAGGAUAAGCUAGUUUGUACAUAGGGUCAAAUGACCCCUGUCAGAGAAUUUGAAUAUCAAUAGACCUUCCCUACUCUUGACCCCAGCUAAAGCUUGAGGCCUCUGGCAGUCAGAAGCCAAAACUCCCUUUGAGUCUAAGAUGUGAUGACUUUAUGAAACACAACUGAAAACAUGAGGAAUUACAUGCAGUCACUUGUAGUACUCAUCAUGCAGUUUCACAGGUCAACUAGAGAAUUUUUCAAACUUUUAAUUGCAAACUUCAAUAUGUAUAGUUUCCAUUUAAAGCAGUUCCUGACUUGCAAUGACAGAGCAUCUACCAAUAUUCUUAGGUCAGUGUAGAAAUUACCAUCUUAUGAGACCAUGCGUAGAAUUGGAGGAGAAACAUAAUAAAUUCCUACAACUGCUGGUCAGAUCUUAACAGGUCUCCUUUGAACCAGAAUUUCUUUCUUAACCAAGACAGAGAGGAACACUGUGCAGACUUCCCAGGUGACUUUCAGAGCAGUUGUUUCAAAAACAUCACUGUCCACUUGGGGGAAUCAGUUCUUAGAGGGUUUUGAACUGGCUUCUUCCAAAAGUAUCACUAUCUUCCUGGAUGAUCCAGAAGAAAAUGAGAACAAAAAGGAAUGGCUGCAGAUUUUUGAGGAAAAAAACAAAGCAAGGUAAAGCCUUUUUCUCACCUUGCGUUUGCUAAACUACCUCUUCUGUAUUUUUGUUUAACUUUUGAGUCAAAAGCAUCUUACCAAUAAAUAUGAAUGUCAAAUACGUCAUUAUGAAAAUACUAUUGCUAUGAGAUAAUAAGCCAUAUAUGAAUGUUGUAUACAACUUUAGGGUUUGCAUUUAAUCCUAAAGUGUUCACCUCCUUUCACACCUAUUUACACUAUAUUCCUAUUUACUAAGUGGGGAGGGGGCUUCUUUAUAUAGUGCUUCAUCGUUAAUAAGUCAAUACCUGUCCUGUUUCUGGGAUGUUCUUUUAGUGCAUUAAAAAAAAUCAAAAUU
This is a messenger RNA of Lipotes vexillifer (Yangtze River dolphin), 2537 nucleotides long. RefSeq names its product R-spondin 2 (gene RSPO2). Bases 1 to 726 code for a protein of 241 amino acids. Lineage: Eukaryota; Metazoa; Chordata; Mammalia; Artiodactyla; Lipotidae. The transcript is spliced from 5 exons. The record is from RefSeq and is a predicted model, not a curated record.